Delphinapterus leucas (beluga whale) is the source of this 8343-nucleotide messenger RNA. It is a transcript of the gene NOVA2, whose product is annotated as NOVA alternative splicing regulator 2. The record is from RefSeq and is a predicted model, not a curated record. Gene Ontology annotation, molecular function: RNA binding. Lineage: Eukaryota; Metazoa; Chordata; Mammalia; Artiodactyla; Monodontidae.
CUCGGGCCAGCAGCCACCGCCAGCCCAGCCACCGCUGCCGCCCGCGCUCGCCACCCCCCGGGUCCCCACUAGCGGCCGCCUCCGCCUCCCAUCUCCGGCCCCGUUCCUCCGGCCCCCCGCCCCGGGCAGGGUCUGGGGGGCUAGGCCCUCUGCCCCGGGGAGCAAAGAAGGGGGUCCCGUCCCCCACAGUGGCGCGGCCAGUCCCCCGGCCUCCGUAAUCUUGAGAGAGACCCCACCCCUCAGUUCUCUCUGGGCCCUAUCCGAGACCCCUUUUUCCUUCCCGUCCCGCUCACAUCCGCUCUCCAGGCUCUGUCAGCCCCCCAGAAGCAGCUCCCUCCCUCCUCCCCUCUCCGGGGUUCCCCCUCCCCCAUCCCUCCGCCACCGCCCCCUCCCCCUCCCACAUCCCCUUCCCUCCCCCUCCCUCUCCCCCGUCCCCCCGCCCCCCCCACCAUGAGGAUGAUGGCCGCCGGCGCGGUGCACGGCCUCUUCACGGCCUCCGCGGCCCCGCAGCCGCCGCCGCCCCCGCCGCCGCCGCCGCCGCAACCCCAGCCUCCCCAGCAGCCGUCGCCGCCGCCACAGCAGCCGCCGCCGCCGCCGCCGCAGCCGCCGCAGCAGCAGCAGCCGCCGCCCCAGGCCCCCCCCAUGGAGCCCGAGGCCCCGGAUUCCCGCAAAAGGCCCCUCGAAACGCCCCCCGAGGUGGUCUGCACCAAGCGCAGCAACACGGGAGAGGAAGGCGAAUACUUCCUGAAGGUGCUGAUCCCCAGCUACGCGGCGGGCUCCAUCAUUGGCAAGGGCGGGCAGACCAUCGUGCAGCUGCAGAAGGAGACGGGAGCUACCAUCAAGCUCUCCAAGUCCAAAGACUUCUAUCCGGGAACCACAGAGCGAGUAUGCCUGGUACAGGGCACGGCAGAGGCCUUGAAUGCUGUGCACAGCUUUAUUGCCGAGAAGGUCCGAGAAAUCCCACAAGCGAUGACCAAGCCCGAGGUGGUCAAUAUCCUUCAACCCCAAACCACAAUGAAUCCUGACAGAGCCAAGCAGGCCAAGCUGAUCGUCCCCAACAGCACGGCGGGCCUGAUCAUAGGCAAGGGGGGCGCGACAGUGAAAGCCGUGAUGGAACAGUCGGGUGCUUGGGUGCAGCUGUCCCAGAAGCCGGAGGGCAUCAACCUGCAGGAGCGCGUGGUGACGGUCAGCGGCGAACCGGAGCAGGUGCACAAGGCCGUGAGCGCCAUCGUGCAGAAGGUACAGGAAGAUCCCCAGAGCAGCAGCUGCCUGAAUAUCAGCUACGCCAACGUGGCUGGCCCUGUGGCCAACUCCAACCCCACCGGCUCGCCGUACGCCAGCCCCGCGGAUGUGCUGCCCGCCGCUGCCGCCGCCUCGGCCGCUGCCGCCUCUGGCCUGCUGGGCCCGGCGGGGUUGGCGGGCGUGGGAGCCUUUCCUGCCGCCCUGCCUGCCUUCUCGGGCACCGACCUGCUGGCCAUCAGCACGGCGCUUAACACGCUGGCCAGUUACGGCUACAACACCAACUCCCUCGGCCUGGGCCUCAACUCGGCCGCAGCCUCUGGGGUCCUGGCCGCUGUGGCCGCCGGUGCCAACCCUGCCGCUGCCGCCGCCGCCAAUCUCCUGGCAUCCUACGCCGGGGAAGCAGGGGCCGGGCCAGCGGGCGGAGCUGCUCCACCCCCACCCCCGCCACCUGGAGCCCUGGGGUCCUUCGCCUUGGCCGCGGCCGCCAACGGCUACCUCGGGGCCGGGGCGGGCGGCGGGGCGGGCGGAGGGGGUGGCCCGCUGGUGGCCGCGGCAGCCGCAGCGGGGGCGGCUGGGGGCUUCCUGACGGCGGAGAAGUUGGCGGCUGAGAGCGCCAAGGAGCUGGUGGAGAUUGCGGUGCCUGAGAACCUGGUGGGAGCCAUCCUGGGCAAGGGGGGCAAGACGUUGGUGGAGUACCAGGAGCUGACAGGCGCCCGCAUCCAGAUCUCCAAGAAGGGAGAGUUCCUGCCAGGCACGCGGAACCGGCGGGUCACCAUCACCGGCAGCCCCGCGGCCACGCAAGCCGCUCAAUACCUCAUCAGCCAGCGGGUCACCUACGAGCAGGGAGUGAGGGCCUCAAACCCCCAGAAAGUGGGAUGAGGCCAGUGGUGUGUGCUCCCACCCGGCUCCCUGUCCCUCCUUUUCCUCCCCCUCCCCCUCCUUCUCCCCCCUCCCCUGCCCCCCAACUCCUGACCUCAGCUCGGUAGAGUCCUGCUCCUCUUGGGAUGGGGCUGGGGUAGGCCUGACUGCACCCCCCCUUUCUGGUAGUCAUAGGCAGGAUUGAGUGAUGGCUGGGGAUGGGGCCCAGAAGCUCCCUCCCCAGCCCUGAACUGACCCCUUCUUCCUUCCUCCCUAUGCUUGACUGGGCCUGACCCUCCUCUCCCAGGGCCCAGGUCUGUGUGAUAUCUGUAUAUAUUGCAUUUUGUUGAUUUUAAUAGAAAACAAAGCGUUAUUUUCUCUUUCUUUCCCUCCUUUUUUUCCCCUCCUUUGAUAAGGAUUUCCCCCCCGCCCCUUUAUAAGUUUUUGUUUCCAUAUGGGAGGAGGGGAGGGAGCCUCUGGGUCACCUAGAAAGAGGGGCUGCCCCAAAACAACACCCCGCCUCUCCUGCUUUCAGCUCCGGAUCUGAGGGACCUGAUGGGAGCAGAGGUAGCAGAGGAGUCUGAGUUGAAGUGGGGCAUUUGGAGCAGGGACCUCAGAGUUCCCAGAUUUUCUCAGCUACUCUCCCCUCACUGAAGUUGCCCCUCCUAGGUGGGACUUUUCACUUUUUUGUUGUCAGGUUGUAUGGGGGGAGGGGUGCGGUGCUGCUGGGAAUGAGGCCGGCUCUGGGAUUGGGCCAGUCCGGUGGGCAAGGCUCUGGCACAAGGCUGGAACAACUUCCUAUGGCAUCUCCUAUGGUUUUUCCUUGAGUAAUGGGCAUGAAGGUCCCUGUCGUGCUGUCACUGAGUCAAGUACUUUCUGGGGUGCUUCUGGCACUCCCUAUGAUGUCACAGGAAGUAGUUCCCUGGAGGUCACUUCCUGUGAUGAUAGGAGAGACAGGUACUUCCUAUGAUGUCUCAAUGAGCCUUCCUGGAAGGUUACUUCAUGAUAUCAUGGGGGCGUGUACUUCCUGUGGUGUCUCCAGGUUACUUCCUAUGAUGUCACCAGGGUGAGGCAUGCACUUCCCGUAUCAGGCCAUGGCCAGUCACUGAUCCUCCUUCUCUACCCACACCGCUCUUUGGUGGGUCUUGGCCUGGCGGUCUUCCUAGGAGGAGAAUAAGGGGUGGGAGUUGGAUCUAAUCUGGAGGACUCUAAGGAAGAUGACCCACUAUUGUCAGGGUCAUCUCCAUGCAAAUGUACCAAGUCUGAACUCACCUGGCAGGGAGGGGGUGGGAGAUGGAGCUGGUGAAAACUGUUAAAGACCCUCAUUCCCACCCCUGCCUUUUGUGUGCAUGCUUGUGUCUGUGUGGCUUUGUUUCAUUAAGUCUGGUGGGCCAAAUGUAUGGUGGCUCUGUCAGGCCACGGUGGCCCAGGUGUAUUCAGUGAGCCAUGGUAGGGUCCCUUGAGCCGGAAUGCUUCGUGUAGUCUAAUGCAUUAGUUGACUUGUGGUUUCCAGCAAGCUGGAGUACUUUGGUGGUAUCUGAUGGAUUGGAAUGUUUUGGUGCUCUCACCAGGCUCUGAGGAUCUAGAAUGUUCUAAUGGAGUUUGCCAAGCCAGGCAGCCCUGAGAGUUGGUUUGAGAGUGGCUCCCUGGGCACUGCGGCUGUGAUCAGCUCUAAGGCCUUGCUGGCAGGCUGAGAUGUCGGGGCCUGACAACCCCAUGGACUUAGGAUAGCUGAGACCCACUUCUACCCCCAUCCAUCUCCCCCUCCCCGCUGGAGACCACCUCCACUUCCUCCAACCCAAGGCAGGGCCUCCCAGUGCCCUGGUUCCAUCAUCAGCAUCUCUGGGGGAGGGGCACCCCAUGCCCACCCUCUCCCCCAAUUGUCCCCCUCCUAGGUCUUCCAGACCCUUCUCUUCUCCAUGGCUUUGGGGGAAUCCAGCCUCCUCGUCUCUCUCCCAGCAAAGGAGGGGAGAAAAGCCAGAAACAAUUCCCACCCCUAAAGCCUGGGAGACCCCUGCCCCUUGCGAGAGAGCCACCCCCAAAUCAAAAUGUGAAAAUCCCUAGAAAGCAAUAGCCUUCAAGGUACCUUGCACUGAAUUUCCCACCCCAGCCCUUCCACCUGAUGGGAGGCUGUAGCUUGGGCACUAGGGUGACUUUUUCCCUGCCCUCUUCAUCUCCAGGGUGGGGGGCAGGCCCCAUUUCCCCAUCCCUCACCUCCCAUCGCUGCUGCCCUCACCCCUAAUCUCCAGACUGAACCCAGAUGGAGAUUUGAGUGCCAAAACAAUUCUUGAUGUAACUUUGUACAUAUCUUCUGCAGUUGGGGGCUCUUGGGGCUGGAGGUGGAGGUGGCCCUAUGGGCCACUGCUCCCCUCCACCUCUCAAAAGACCUUACAGUAUUUCACAACAUCUCCACCCACAUGUGGGUAUUGCAGUAUCUAGCUGGACUAUCCCCACCUACAACUCCCCGAGCCGCCAUAAGGAGGGGAAGGAGCCAGGGAGAGGUGAAGUAAGGUCUGGGAGUGGGGAGGUGGGAUUUGAAAGCACUCAUUUGCAUCCACAGCUGCCUUCCGGCUUGUCAGAUGCUUUCUGUAGACCUAUUUCUGGGUCCCAGUCAGUGGGGUCCAGUACUCUUCUCACACAGACACGUCUCUGGAGGCUGGGCCUCCUGAAAAGUGUUCCCUUGGUGUAUCUGUGUGACAGCCCCCUCCCUAUUCACAUUUUUCGGGGACCCCCUACCCCGCCAGCCAGGGCUAUCUGAAAGGUAGUUUGCUAGCUCAGUGAGCUAGUUCACUCACUAUGUUGGUGAGUGGAGAGCCACACACCUUUCCCCAUUUUACCUUAUGAAAUUCACUCUGUGGUCUUCCCCAUCCCUUGAAAGUACCUUCUGCAAUCUGACCUCAAUCUUCUGUGCUGCAGUUUGUCCAGAGGGGACGCAGAUGUGGGGUCAGGGAUGGGGAUCAUUGGAAAAUCCAUCACCUCUUUUUCUCUCCCCCUCUUCCCUGUUAGCCAGUCAGAUCUCAGAGACUCUGAGUGGCCUCCCUGCACCCUACUCUUCAGCACCCAGUAGGUGCUUAAUAAGUGUUUGCUGCAUUGAAUUGUCUUCUUGUUCUUUCCCAUUUGCCCUCCAACUCCCACCCACCCCCACCCUGCCACCAGCAUUUUCCUCUCUCUCUGGCUCCCUAUGACUUUCACUUUCUCUCCCUGUGGCUUCCGUUGUUACCUGUCCUGUCUCUAUCUUCGUCUAUGUCUGUCUUUUCCCUUUCCUCAACUCUCAACCCUCUCCCUUCUUCCAUUGCCCCAUUAAUUGAAAAAGAAAAGUGCCAAACUUCCUUGGAACUGAGCCGCUCUGGGGGGGAGGGAACCUCAGACAGAGGGGAGGAAAUGGGACCAUCUUCCUUUGAAGAGGCCCCUAAGAGGCAUUGAAAACGUCUGUGGACACUUAGCUCAAUUGCGUCCCCCUUCCUCACCCCUCCCGCCCCCGAGUUUUUCUUAGAAUCUUUGUAAGAAAAAAAAAAAGAGAAAAAAACUCUCCUUCAGCUAACCCCUAAUCUUUUGGAUUCCCCCCAAUUUCCACCAGCCGGGGAGAACCCCACUUGCCUCCUUCAGGCAAAUCUGUAGAAAUUGGGGAGGGGGAGACAAGCUCCACCCCUCCUCUGCUGUCCUGAGGGACAGUGCCAACUGGAUUCGAGAGAAGGACCUCAAAGCACUUAUGAGAAGAAGGGGUUCAAUGUGCCAAAUUCACCUCCUUCAUCCCCUGUCCCAGGGGGCUCUGAGCCAACCUGCCCCAGCCACCUUCUUCCGCCCUCUCCCAGCCAUCUCUACAUGGGCAAGGAGGCUUCACUGCAAUAAUUAUUAAGGGAUCAGAAGGCAAAGAUCGUGCCAUCUUUAUCUGCCCUAAUGCCUGCCCUGGCCUUGUAGGUGGGAAGUAUGGGUAUCCCAAAUGGAGUUUGGUUAAGAGUCGACUUAAUAGAUGGUUGCGGACCUAUACUUGGAAGAAUACGGUACCACUCUUCUCUGAGUGGUAUACCUUCUCCCCUUCUUAACCCGCAAAUCACUCAACAUCCCCUUGUUCCGUUUCUCCUGCCUAUUCCUCCAUCCCCCACCCUCUUUAUUUUGUUUCUGAUUGGUGGCCUACUGUUUGGAAAGUGAGAGGAUUCCCCUGCGUUGAGUAUUGCUCUGUCAAGACCAGGAUUAGACGUUGUGAUAGACUGAGAGGUGGAAAAAGUAUUGAGGAUAAGAGUGGCGAUGAGGAUGGCAUUUGGGGCUUCCAGGCUGCUGAUUGGGUGCACACCUAUCACCACAGCCAGGCAGGCCUUCGCUGUUGGCCACGCACCUGCCCCCCUGCCGUCUGGAACCCCAAGGCCGGCUGUCGCGAAAGCCUGAACUGGAUGUCACGAUGGGGAGAACGGGAUCGCGAUGCCCACGUUGGGGCACUGCGGGCCAGGGGCGCUGGUUUUACGGCUCUCGUGGAGUCGCGACACCCAGCCCGGCUAUCGCGAUCCCUCUCCACUGCAGUCAGCCGCCUGGACGCCGUAGUGGAGGAGGUUUCUUUCCGUGGCUCCGCUGCAGGUGUGUGUAUGGUCUCUGUGCCCUCCGCCCGUUGCGUGGGGGAUUGCUGGGUGGCAGGGAGGGAGAUGGGGAAAGUCUCGUUGAUGGCGAUGGGGGUGGUGAAGGCUGCUGCUUUUUAAACCCUUCUCAGCCAGUCCAGGACGCUCUUGUCUCCCAGAGAUAAUUGGGUGGGACCGCCUAAUCCCCUCCCCUCCCCGCUUCUCCUCUCCUCCCCCACCCCCAAAACCACCAACCUCUCAUCUUCUAAGUGACUCCAUCACCACCGGCCACCGGGACCUGCGGCUUCAUUGCUCCAGCCCGCCCCACUCGACCGUCAGACUCGCUCAUCGAACUCUUUCUGAUUAACCCUUUCUGUGUUCAUCCCACGGAAAACUGUGUGUCCGGCGUGGGGGAGGGGGGAGGCGAGGGGCAAUAGCUACCUUUCCUCCAUCGCCUCCCACCGCCCAUGCCUCCCCACCCGCACCCCAUCCCAUGCCCCACCCCCAUCCCUCACCCCGAAGGUCCUCCCCGGCCUGGGGAUAGAGACCCUUUAUAAAUAUCUAUGCUGUUUGGCUUUGUCCCUUUCAAAGGCAGGGUCAGGGGUGUGGCCUGCUCCAAGUGGAGAGCUCACUCUGGCCCCACUCCUUUCUGUGCCCCCCCACUCCCCACCCCUUCAUUGUAAAUAGUCACUUUUGUACUGGUUUGAGCCAGGGGACGUGGGGAAUCAUUUUUUUUUCUUUCUUUGUGUUGGCAUCUCAGGCCACUGGAGGCAUGGCCCACAUCCCAGCUUGAUUUGGGAGAAUCCCAAGAUGUGUCCCCUCACCUGCCCCCAAUGCUGAGGAUUUCAAGAUAUCAGAAUUACUCCUAAAGGGAUGGGGUGCACAGAUCCCCUGGCAGGGAGGUGGGAGAUGUGUGAAAAGGUGUAGCCUGAAAGGAUGACUCAGUUUUUCCCAUCUGUGAAAUGGGUUCGUCCUCCAAGUUCCCUCAGGAGCCUCAGUGAGAUAAUGGUGGAGUCAGAGGAGUUAGAAUCUCUUUCCGCUUUCUCUGUUUGGGACAGAUAGGGUAGGAGAAGAAUGGGGGUGGUGGGUAGGACUGUCUUUGGAGAGCUGAUUGCUAAAUCCUUAUUAGGACCUCAAGCUAGCUUCUCCCGGGCUUGUUCUCUCUCUUGGAAAAUGGAGGGAACUGGAGGACCUCUAAGGCUCCUUGGGUACCCCCAGUCCUUAGAUUCAAAGCCUGAAGCCCAGGGCUGGCCCCCUGCCUGCUGCCCCUCUCCCACAUUCCACUUCUUGGCCCCAGACCAUCUGCCAUGUGGCCAUGCCUCCAGUGCCUCCAUUCAACCCCCUCUAACUGAUUCCUUCCAUCCUCUGCGACCAGAGACGCCGCCCACCUCCCACCCACCACCUCCAGAAGCUCCUGGCUGGGGCCCACUGCCCUCUCCUCUCUCCUCCCCCCAUUGCCAUGCCUGGGCCAUGCCCACCUCCCCACCCCACCCCCAGUGUCCGUCGUGUGACCUAGUGCACCAUGUAUUAGCUUCCAUGGCCCCCCCCGGCCCCCACCACACCCCUUCCCCCACCCCCUCUCCCUCGGCGACUUCACCUUUUUUUGCCGCGAUAAACGCCAUCUCAGCAUCUGUGUCUAAUGUUGUCUUUUUUGCUUGACAUCACACACUCCUUCUUAACCCAUCCCCUUCCCUCU